ACGGCUGCGCUCCAAACUUAGGAGGCUCGCGGGGCUUUCGACCCCCCUCCUCCUCGCGACUAUCUCAGGCCUGGCCAAGGCUCCCUACGUGCAGAUGGGCAUGCUUCUUUACGCCUGGUGACUGGUUUCUUAAGGUUGACUCCGUUUGUGUCGAGCGCUUACCGACCACAACAAAGAGGGCGAUGGAUGGAAACGCGGCGCCGCGGACUCCAAGCGCGAGUGGAAUACGGUUUGCGGCGUUUCUCUGGGUGUCAUUCUUCAUUUCGGCGCCUGUGAACGCUCAGUAUGAGAAAUACAGUUUCAAGAGCUUUCCCGUGACGGACCUUAUGCCGCUAGAUUCGGCUUACGGAUAUGCGCUAGACCAGUACGCUUCGCAGAACUGGAAAGAAAGUAUUAAGUAUUUAGAGCUGAGUCUACGCCUUCACCGGCUGUUGGGGGAGAGUGAGGCGCACUGCAGCCAGAACUGCAGCCGAGUGAGCCGGGAGCAUCAGGACUCGGGCUCGGACGUUACUCUGCGGAUUAUGAGGCAUAUCCUAGUGCGGGCGGCGUGUCUUAAAAAGUGCAAAGCGAACCUCCCAAUAUUUUCUAAAUCAUAUCCUAAAAGGGAGACUCUGGAUGCUUUUGACACCAGGGUACCAUACAGGUAUCUACAAUACGCUUAUUACCAGCUGAAUGAUGUGGAAAAAGCAGUGUCAGCAGCACACACAUACCUCCAGCGGAACCCUGGGGACCCACUGCUAACCAAGAACAUGAACUUCUACAAAAGCCUGUUUGAUAUAGAGGAGUAUCUCCUAGACCACGAGGAGAGGCCUUACGAGGCUCAGUUCCUUAAAGCCGUAAAACUGUACAAUUCUGGCGAUUUCAGCAACUCUCUGUGGAACAUGGAACAGGCGUGUGCAGAGUACUUCAAAGCACACGAACUGUGUCUUGCCAUGUGUGAGGGCACCUACGAUGUGCAGGAGUUUAAGGACUUUUACCCCACCCUGGCAGGAUUUUACGUGGAGGUUCUGAAAUGUAAGGUGAAAUGUGAAGAAAAGCUGACACCAAACGUCGGCGGUUUCUUUGUGGAGAAACUCGUUGCCACCAUGUACCAUUACAUGCAGUUUGCAUAUUAUAAACUAAAUGAUGUGCGUAACUCCGCCCCUUGUGCUGCUAGCUACAUGCUGUUUGACCCUAAGGACCAAGUGAUGCAGCAGAACCUGGCUUACUACAGGUUCUACAGAGAACAGUGGGGUCUGCAGGAAGAGGACUUCAAACCACGGCCUGAGGCCCUGCACUAUUAUAACCAAACAACUAAACAAAAAGAAAUGCUGAAGUUUGCACAAAAUUAUCUACAGACAGAUGAUGAGGAUGUGGUGAGUCCAGAGGAAGACCCCACUGGCCCCUCUUCCCCUCCUGAUCAGGAGUUUGAGGGCAUGGGGGACUAUGAGGAGACCUUCCUGUCUGAGUGGUGGCAGGAGCCUAAAACUAAAGGAGACACAGGAGAAGAAGAAUAGCCAGAAGAAGAAUGCCUAAACACACACACAAACAGGUACACACAUGCACACUCACUCACACACGCAUACACACACACUCACACAUGUAAUGAAAGAGCACCAGCAGACAUUCCCAAGGACUGGUAUACACAAUCAGCCAUUGUGUACAUGGGCCUUUAUCAUUUAUUGGUGUUCUUAAGCCUGAAAACUGGAUUACAACUAAUAGUGAAAAUUAUUAGUUCAGAAACCUGCACACACACACAAAACACACAAAAACAACGAUAUAUCACAGUACAGUCCUGCUCUCUGUAACUCUGUGUUUAUCUAUGAGUCAGAUGUACACAUAGGCCUUGUGUUAUUACUAGCACUGACAUGCUUAUUUAAGUAGAAUCAGUAUAAAUAUACUGGUUUUGGUUGUGAACAAAUUCAGAGCUCAUAUUGCCAGAUCAUUGCUUAUGUGGUGAUCCCACGCUCGACUUUAUUAUAUGUUUUUUUCAGGGGUUUUUUAGAAUAUUUUAAUUGUAUAAUUUUAUUGGUACACCGGGGGAAGGUGAUGGAAUAAAGGUGUUUCUGUUUGGAGUGCAUUCUGUAUCGUCCUUAUCACGUCAACUAAAUUAUAACAUUAAAAUCAUUAAAAUCUUCCAUGUUUUUUCUUACAUUUUCUUAAAUUUUAUUUUCUCUACUCUGUUUGCAGUCUGUGUGUGAGCAUGUUUUCCAGACUGUUUGGAUGUGAAGUGGCUAAGAUCUUGUCUAACAUAGGCAAAGAUAUUAAAUAAUACAGCAUACACAGUAUGUAAUUAUCCAAACUUCAGUCUGAACCUAGAUGGCAGUUCACAUCAGAACCUCUGGAUCUGAACAUGUU
Electrophorus electricus (electric eel) is the source of this 2337-nucleotide messenger RNA. It is a transcript of the gene p3h4, whose product is annotated as prolyl 3-hydroxylase family member 4 (inactive). Gene Ontology annotation, cellular component: endoplasmic reticulum. The record is from RefSeq and is a predicted model, not a curated record. Gene Ontology annotation, molecular function: protein binding; collagen binding. NCBI's taxonomy places the organism in Eukaryota, Metazoa, Chordata, Actinopteri, Gymnotiformes, Gymnotidae. Gene Ontology annotation, biological process: collagen fibril organization; peptidyl-lysine hydroxylation.